GAGAAGCAUGCAGCCUGAGCACGGAUUAGCACUGGGUGCCUGUAGAUGGGAGGGGAUGCUGAGUGGGACGUGGGAGAGGUGAGGCAGUAUGAGAUUCUGCAGCCCACUGAAGGAGUUUUAAUUUCGUAUUGAACAUGCCAGGCUGGACAAUCACAAUGAAAAGCAUUGAUGGUCUGACUCGAAUCUUUAGAAGCGUCAGGCCCAGUAACCAUGGCAAUGUCCAUCAAUGAUUGACAGCUGUCAGCUUUGCUCGUCAGGCCCCGAGUGGGGACGGGGGGUUGGGGGAGGGGCGGUGAAGAUCAGUUGGCCGUGGACACAGCGGAUCCCCAGGUUUCUGAGCGGCUCAGGGGUUGCCUGUCAUGGCGAGAAUGUCCACGGCUUUGGGCAGCGGCGCUGUAGGCGGCAAGACCAUGUUCUGCAACCUGGAUGCUCCUGCCAAUGCCAUCAGCGUUUGCCGCGAUGGCACACAAGUGGCGGUCGCCGGGCGGAACAUCUUCAAAAUCUACGCCAUCGAGGAUGAACAGUUCACCGAGAAGGCUAACCUCCGCGUAGGCCGCAAGCCUUCGCUCAAUUUUAGCUGCGCUGACGUGGCCUGGCACCAGAUGGAGGAGAACCUGCUGGCGACAGCAGCUACCAACGGCGCGGUGGUGACUUGGAACCUGGGCAAACAGUCCCGUAACAAGCAGGACCAGUUGUACAUGGAGCACAAACGCACGGUUAACAAGGUUUGCUUCCACCCAGUGGAACUGUACAUUUUACUGAGUGGGUCGCAAGACGGGUCCAUGAAGUGUUUCGACCUGAGGAGGAAGGAGUCCAUUUGCACCUUUUCAGGUCAGUCGGAGAGCGUGCGCAAUGUGCACUUCAGUGCCCGAGACUUUUUCACCUUUGCUGCCACCUUCGAGAAUGGCAACGUGCAGCUGUGGGAUAUGCGGAGGCCGGACCGAUGUGAGCGGAUGUUUACAGCACACAAUGGGCCUGUUUUCUCUUGCGACUGGCACCCAGAUGACAGGGGCUGUUUGGUGACUGGAGGCCGGGACAAAAUGGUUAAAGUUUGGGACCUGACUGGUUACAAGGCCAGGGAGAUGUACUGCGUUCAGACCAUCGCCUCCGUGGCACACGUGCUUUGGCGCCCGGACAGGAAGUACCACAUUGCCACCUGCUCCAUGAUGGUUGACCACAACAUUUAUGUCUGGGAUGUUCGCAGGCCCUACGUCCCCUUUGCGAUGUUUGAGGAGCACAAGGAUGUCACCACUGGCAUCGCCUGGCGCAAUGCCCACGAGCCCCACUUCCUCCUCUCUGGGUCAAAGGACAGCACCCUCUACCACCAUUUCUUCAAGGAUGCCCAGCGGCCUGCCAGCCAGGCCGUGCCUGAAGGCCUGUGCUUCGGCCUGUUUGGUGACGUGGCGUUUGCCGUCAAGGAGGGCUUGUGCUCGGCCGAGUCCCACCGCAAGUCCUUCGGCGCCGACCGCCGCUACCCCUUCUUCUUCAUUCGCCGGCAGGACGCCGCAGAGCAGUUCACCAACGUGUCGAGCGCCCUCAACCUCUUUGAGACCCAGCCGGGCGCUGCCUCCAUGGAGUGGUUCGCCGAGACAGCCCGGAGGUAUUGCCUGAGCGGCAGCCCGCUGCCUGAGCUGUGUGACCGCAACGCCGCUGUGGCCCGGAAACUGAAGCGCUACCAGGUGGCACAGAUCUGGAUGAUGCUGAAGAUCAUUUACGCGGGGGCAUGUGCAACUGGGGCCACUGGCACCAUGGUGCCAGGUGCUGGCAAGGCCGGUCACCCCCUCAGCAGCUUUACUUUAAAAGACGGUACGACAGCAUUGGGAAGUGAAGUCAAACUGGAACGAGCCCGAAUGGAGAACCGACAGGACAGUCUACCCCUGGAUUCGACAGUCACCUUACUACAAUCAAACGAAGAGAACGAGGAGACAGAAGGAAGUGAUGCCCCAGCAGAUUAUCUUUUUGGUGAUGGUGAAGGUGAUGAAGACGAUUUCUUCAUUGUCGACCAUGAAAAUGCUCCAGGAGAAGACCAUGAGUUCAUUCUUCCACAGGAGGGCUUCCCACUGCGACACGAAAUCCUGGAUCACCCGACCACCCUUGACCAUUUCCAGGACAAGAUGGACUCUCCCCACAUCAGCGGCAAUGAGGCAGAUUCCGUCUCACUGACUCCGACCGAGGGCAUUUCUCUCGUCUCUGUCUCGCAGCCACCGUUUGAACAUGGGUUUUCCACUGAUUACUUCAACCCCAUCGUCAGGGACAUGAUGUGCUUCUAUGCUGAGCAGGGCGAUGUGCAGAUGGCCAUAUCGGUCCUGAUUGUGCUUGGAGACAGGAUUAAGAAAGAAAUCGAUGAGCAGACACAGGAGCACUGGUACACGUCCUACAUUGACCUGCUCCAGCGUUUCCAACUUUGGAAUGUGGCCAACGAAGUUAUCAAACUGAGUACGUGCAGAUCCAUUAACUGCCUGAACCAGGCGUCAACGACACUGCACGUGAACUGCAACAACUGCAAGCGGCCAAUGAACACCCGAGGCUGGAUGUGCGAGAGGUGCCGCCGUGGUGCCAGCACCUGUGCUAUUUGCCACCAUGCGGUGAAGGGGCUGUUUGUUUGGUGCCAGGGCUGUACACACGGAGGACACCUCCAGCACAUCAUGGACUGGUUUCAGUUCCACACCCACUGCCCGACAGGAUGUGGACAUCUCUGUGAAUACACAUAGCGUAAAUACUUGCUGCCUCAUGGAACACCAAUGACGAUAAUACAUGGUGGGGCAGGAGGUCUGGAGAGGCAGAGUGGAAGGAAUUCAAUUACACGUGGCUCCCCACUGCUCCAAGCAAGAUUUGCUUUGGAACAGAAAGAGGCUGGACUGUUAUUUUGGGUAGGGUGGGGGUGUUGGCGGAGGGGGGUGAGCUGGUGUGAUGAGACCUGUUCCUGGCACAAGCACCUGACAACAGACAAGGUGGAUACACGCAUGUGGGCAGAUUUUAGACACUGUGCACCCUGUACAACUUAUACAUACAUGAGAGAUGCUUUACAGCAAGAACUAUGGCUUUCGAUGGUCAUAGGGAGGCAAUAAUUACCAUUCACCUUCCCCAUGCAUCUCCCCCCACCAACGUCACUGCUACUCAAUCCAUGGGGUCUCAAGCUGACGUUGUUUUGAGUAGGAUUGUAGCGAUUUACUAAAUCAUUCUUUUUGGCAUUCUCUUCAGGAGUUGGACUCCCUGGACUGGGGCAGUCAUGUUGGCAGAAGCAGUCAACUCCCAGCACUUCAGCCUGCGAGGAAGGUGGUGCAGUUCUAGGCCAAGGUGUAAAAGGGAAACUAAACUUGUCCAGAGACAUUUUACUCCUGCUCAAGUGAAGGGGACAUGACAGCCUUUGGGCAGGUCUGUCCUGGAUGUGGGGGAAAUAACAGUGAGAUAAAAGAGAACCAAAAUUACUCCUGUGAUAAUGUAAAGAGCACUUUCAAACAUUUUAAAAUACAGGAAGAUGGCACAACAGAUUGGAAAAGCAACCCCUGGAUGGGUUGUAGAUUAGAUUCCGUGCCCACUCUUAGCUCUGUGCUGACAAUUUUCCUGCUUCUCAGUGGGUGGGGAGAACAUCAAAAAUGCAAUUGUCCAUUAACACAUCUCCUAUUGGCCUGUCUGAACUGGCAAAGUCCUGGGACCACAUAAUGAAUCCCAUUAGUUGGAGUUCAUCUGUGGCCAGAACAGAGAAGGGAAGGAGAGCAUGAAGUAAUUUAAUUUCCUCCUGCUCCCCAAAGAAAUCUCUGAAAGAGUUAGAUCAGCUGAAACCCGAUUCCCAGCUCUCUGCCCAUGCUAUUUAACCAGUUGUCGAAGCUGUACAGACCAUGGCUGAAAGCAAGUCAGCAGAACUCUCUCACACAAAAGAGUAAGAACCGUUCACCAAGAACAUCACGGAAAGUGAUAACUGGAGACAACUACAGUUAAGAAAGGAAAAAGAUUUGCAUUGAUACAGCCCCCUUUCUUUUGGUUUCUGAACCUCACAGAAGCAGAACGACUCCGGGUUGAUCCAUCUUGGCUCCCUCCCAAGUUCCCCAGCAUCACAGAUGCAAGUCUUCAGGUGCACUCCAUGUGAUAUCAAGAAACAGCUGAAGGUACUGGUCACAGAAAAGGCUAUGGGUCCUGACAACAUCCCAGCAGUAGUACUGAAGACCAAUGCUCCAGAACUAGCCAGAGCCUGAAAUUCAACUGGGGACAAUAGGAUCAGCUGCUGUGCAUUCCCAAGAUUUAACAGCUUCUAGACACACACUUUUUAAAAUUUUUCCUUGGGAUGUGAGCGUUGCUGACAAGGUCAGCAUUUAUUGUCCAUCCCUAAUUGCCCUUGAGGUGGUGGUGAGCCACUUUCUUGAACUGCUGCAGUCCAUGUAGGGCAGGGUACACCCACAGCGCUGAUAGGGAGUUCCAGAUUUUUAACCCAACAACAAUGAAGUAACAUUGAUAUAGUCCCAAAUCAGGAUUGUGUCCUUGUCCUUCUAGGUGGUAGAGCUUGCAGGUUUGGAAGGUGCUGUCGAAGGAUACUUGCUAUAGUGCAUCUCAUAUAUGGCACACACUGCUGCUACUGUGUGUCAGUGAUGGAGUGAGUGAGUGUUUAAGCUUGUGGAUGGGACAGUGAUUAAGCGGGCUGCUUUGUCCUGGAUUCUGUCAAGCUUGUUGAGUGCUGUUGGAGCUGCUCUCAUUCAGGCAAGUGGAGAGUCUCCCAACACACUCCUGACUUGUGGCCUGUAGGUAGUGGCAGCCUGUGGGGAUUCAGGUGAGUUACUGUACUAUAAACCAGUACACAAAGAAAUGUUACAUGGAUGAGGCUGUGGAGAGUGGCCAGACCAAAGGAACCUGACCCAGUCAUCAGCAGAU
Messenger RNA from Carcharodon carcharias (great white shark), 4863 nucleotides. RefSeq names its product GATOR complex protein WDR24-like. Gene Ontology annotation, biological process: positive regulation of TOR signaling. The record is from RefSeq and is a predicted model, not a curated record. The coding region runs from base 360 to 2711 and encodes 783 amino acids. Lineage: Eukaryota; Metazoa; Chordata; Chondrichthyes; Lamniformes; Lamnidae. Gene Ontology annotation, molecular function: protein binding. The transcript has 9 exons.